Oryza brachyantha (malo sina) is the source of this 893-nucleotide messenger RNA. RefSeq lists its product as uncharacterized. Lineage: Eukaryota; Viridiplantae; Streptophyta; Magnoliopsida; Poales; Poaceae. The transcript has 3 exons. The record is from RefSeq and is a predicted model, not a curated record. The coding region runs from base 92 to 709 and encodes 205 amino acids.
CGCCCCCACCUUUCCGCUUCAGAUCUCUUUUUCCUUUACCCGCCUCGCCGCCGGCCGCCGCCGCCGUCAAAGCCGGUAAACUCCGCCCGCCAUGGAGGGCGUCGGCGCGCGCCUCGGGCGCACCUCGGCCCGCUACGGCCCCGCCACGACGUUCACGGGGCCCGUCAGGAAGUGGCGCAAGGAGUGGGUGCCCGUCGCCGCCUCCGCCGCCGCCGCAGCGGCCUCUUCCACCGCGGGGGCGGGCUCCGGCGCCGGAUCCCGCGGGAACAACCUCGUGCUCUUCAAGUGGACCCCGAUGAACGGCGCCAACGGGGGUGGAGGAGACGGGGAGCAGGCGGCGGCAGCGGCGGCGGCAGCGGAGGAGGAGAAGGCCACGAAACGGCGGCGGUAUGUGCCGGUUUCUGUAGUUGAAGAGGAAAGGCAAGAAUCUGGAAAAUCUGAUGAUGAAAAUAAGGGAAAUGAUGGAGAACCAUCAUCCACUGAAACUGAGCCAUCUAAUGGAAAAACUAAUAUUAAUGAUACACCAAUGGAUGAAUCUCAGGAUUCUGGCAAAAAUGGCGGUGGAACUGACCUAAAUUUAAACUUGGGUUUAAAGGACCCUGACGGUGACAAUGAUGAUACUGAGGAACAAGAUGCUGAAAAGAACACACACAGAGAAAAUAGGGUGAAGAGGAAAUCUGUAGCUCCUGACCUUGAGAUGAGAAUGUAACCCGGCUGCUUCAUUUAUUCCUUUGGAUUCUUUACUGUUUGAUUUGGGCCUAUUGUUGUAACUUUCUUGACAUGUCAUAUUUUUAGAGACGAUUCAACACGAUAGCUUACAGGACCAGCUAUAGUAAAAUGUAUGAAUUAAAACAUUAUUAAUUUAAAAUUUUCUCGGUCUGUUGAGCAUCUGA